Molecule: messenger RNA, 1697 nt
Organism: Coccinella septempunctata (seven-spotted ladybird)
Lineage: Eukaryota; Metazoa; Arthropoda; Insecta; Coleoptera; Coccinellidae
Exons: 3
Coding region: 377-1153 (258 amino acids)
Source: RefSeq, a predicted model, not a curated record
CACUCUCUACCAGAUAACACGAGUACUACUAUUUUGGACAGAAGUUAAUUUAAAUUCAUUAAAUUCUGAUAAUUCAUUUGUAUUUCACGAUGUGUUCUGUUGUUUUUAUAGAUAUAUUUUGAAGAACGAAACUAAACACUUAGCCAAAGAGCCAAAGAGGCAGCUAAUCUUUGCGCUGAAACAAUAGAUUUUUACCUAACAUUUAAUUCAACUAAAAAUUGAAGGAAAAUUUGCAAUAGUUGAAUGUCCGUAAAUCGAUGAAUAAUUCACUGAAAUUCCUGAAAAAGUACCAAAAAAUGUUCGAUUGGAACCAAUUUUAUGUAUAUGGUGUGUUAUUUCAUAAUAAUUCGAAAUGAAGUCAUGACAAUAUUUGUGGAUGCAUUGUUAUUGGAUAACCCUGUUUUUUCUUUGUAGUAUGACGGGAGAUCAAACUGUUACAACAGUAACAUCAACAUGGCUUAACUCUUUCAUAAAUAAUAAUUUCAGUAUCUCUUCAAUGAUUGGAAAAACUAGCAUCGUUUCAUCUCAUCCUGGCCAUGUCAUUUCUUCAGAAGUUCCACCAUUAACAGAAAAAUAUCUGAAAAAUCAACUUCAGAAUGGAACGUUUGAGAGAGGCGGUGUCAUUCAAUUUCCCAUUCAUUCAAACCAUUCCGAGGAUAAUACUUUUAAAGAAACUUCUGUGAUAAAUGAAAAUAUUACUCAUAAGUUUUCAAACAUGUCAGACAAUCAAGUUAAUGCAAAUUUCCCAACUGAUUUCAAUGGUACAGAUAUAAACAUGACAUACAUUGAAAAUGCAACAAGGUAUGAAAAAAGCUGGCUUCUCAAUACCAAGCAAAUGAAUGUUCCAGUAAAGAGUGGACCGAUGGAUAUGUCAUCACUAGAAAUUAUAGGCAUAUUUUUAUGUUGUGUAUUUUUAAUUGCAAUAUUUUGCUCUAUUGGUUACUUCCUCUAUAAUAACAGAGGAUUCAAUAGACCAGAGGUACUGAAUGACCAUUGCAGUAAUCCCGAUUCAAGUGGAUAUCUGGAUGAUACUUCAGUAAGAGAAAAUUCAGAAGAGAUGUACAGUUUGGAUAAUGACUCCUUCCUUAAUAGCUUAGAAGCAAUGACUAUACAAAACUAUUGGACAGAUACAGUGAAACACACCAAGUUAUAGAAUGAUUUUAUUAAUAUUCUGUUGGCAGGUUUCACAAUGAAUCAUACUCGUACAUAUGAGAAAUGAAGAUCAUAAAAUGCUCUUGAUAAUAACAUCACGGUAAUUGUUCAAAUGAAGUUCAUAGCUUAUUAGAUUAUUUAUCUAGUUAUAGUACUUAAAACGUUUAAUUCAAUUUAAAGUAAUAUAGAAGGUGGCAGAUUGAAAUGAAAGGCACUUUUGUUCUUGAUUGAUGAAAUACUGCAUUUUCGCUAGAUGGUCACUGCCUAUGGAGAAGUAGUUGGUCAUGUGAAAUCUGCCUCAAAUAUUUAGGAUCUGUGAUUCAUAUCAUGAGGAAAAUAAUAAUAUUCUUUAUGUUUUGACUUUUAAGUUAACCAGAGUACAAAUUUGCAUGUGGAGUGAUAAUAAAUUUGUUGGCGCUCCAUUUGUCAUUCAAAUAUUCAUUCUUUCUCAAUUAGUCUAAGGAUGGAAGCAAUAAUAUGUCUAAAAUUUUUAUGAAUCAGUGUAUUUUAGAAAAAAAAUUAUAGUUGUAUAUUUUUUUCUUCCA